AUAGUUUAGUAGCUAUAUAACGGAUUCUGAAUCCGGAGUUGACAAAAUGAAACUUGAAAAGGGGGGAAAAUGACGGCCGCCAGAUGAGUAUCCACCGCCACACGUACAUCGCCCGUCUUUAACGCAGCAGCAUCAAAAAUGUCUAAAGUCACUUCUUCUUCCAAAUUAUGGGACGUGCUUACUUGAAAGACGUGGGUGGCUUCCUGUUCUCUCCCUCUUUGUAAAGGUCCACUGGUCCAUGUCGUCCGGCCCUGUCAAUCGUCGAGUCAGCCUCCUACCCUUCCUGUAUUGCUGCGUGACAGUAAGCGCUGCGACAUUAUUUGCCUUUCCUGCACCCUUGGUGACUCGUGAAACAAAAAAACAAAUAUCAGACUGCACACGACGCAUGUUUAAUUUUCGUUAUGGUAUGGUAAGGAGUAAUAGUGCCUUCAUCAGACCUUUUGUCAAGCCGUGGUCGGGCGGAGCGCAACGACAACUUGCCGCAGUAUCGGGGCACCAAAUCAGCAUGAAGCUACGGGCGGGCAUCGUCGGCCUUCCCAACGUCGGAAAAUCCACACUUUUCAAUGCCCUGACCGGAGGCGCUACGGCACAAGCCGCCAAGUCCCCGACCCACGUCUUCUGGCUCUCGCCAACAUCGCCAAAAGCGAGUCUGUGCUACCCGCCGUCCUCGAAUUCGUGGAUAUCGCAGGUGAUCCGCUGCUUCGAGAACGACGACAUUGUCCAUGUCUCUGGCUCUGUGGACCCGGAGAGGGACAUGGAAGUGAUUAAUUUGGAGCUCGCGCUUUCGGAUCUGGCGCAGGUGGAGAAGCGCUUACAACGCGCCCUCAAGGACAAGAGCGUGACACAGGCCGAGCGGGACGGGCUCCAGAGGGUCUACGACGCUCUCGCAGAGGGGAAGCCAGCCCGGGAAAUCCUCCCUUUCCUCUCUGAAGACGAAUUGGCAGACGUGGGGCGACUGGGCUUGCUCACAGGCAUGAAAGUAAUCUACGCAGCCAACGUCGGUGACGCCGAGCUGGCAACAGGGAACAAGUACGUAGACAAAGUGCGGGAAGUGGCUGCCAAAGAGGGGGCGGGCGUGGUGCUGGUCUCGGCCCAGGUGGAGGCGGAGCUGGUGGAGUUGCCCUUGGAGGACCGGAAGGAGUUUCUCGAGUCUUUAGGGGUGCAGGAGGAGGCCUGUGGGCUGCGAGCGCUGGUGAAGGAGACUUAUUCUUUGCUAGGAUUGCAGACAUACUUCACGUGUGGACCCAAAGAGACGCGUGCCUGGACCAUCAAGAAGGGAAGUACGGCGCCGCAAGCGGCGGGUGUUAUUCACUCCGACUUCGAAAAAGGUUUCAUCCGCGCCGAGACCAUGUCCUGUGAGGAUCUGGUCGCCUUGGGGAGCGAGAAGGCGGUCAAGGACGCCGGAAAGCUCAGGUCGGAAGGCAAGGAGUACGUGUGCAAGGAAGGGGAUGUCAUGCUCUUCCGCUUCAACGUCUAGACGUGAAGGAGGCUUUGAAGGAGGGAAGAGGAGGAAGACAACCCCGGAUGAAGAUACAAUAGGAGAUACCGGUGCAUUUUUGACUCGUCCGACAUGCCAAGGCAGUAGUGCACAACAGGUUUCUAAUAAAGUAAAGCUCAGGAGACAUCGAACAACAA
This is a messenger RNA of Nannochloropsis gaditana CCMP526, 1635 nucleotides long. Its product is annotated as gtp-binding protein. The transcript has 8 exons. Gene Ontology annotation, molecular function: GTP binding; ATP binding; ATP hydrolysis activity. Gene Ontology annotation, cellular component: cytoplasm. The record is from RefSeq and is a predicted model, not a curated record. The coding region runs from base 239 to 1477 and encodes 412 amino acids.